Messenger RNA from Pseudomyrmex gracilis, 1642 nucleotides. RefSeq names its product glutaminyl-peptide cyclotransferase (gene isoQC). Gene Ontology annotation, molecular function: zinc ion binding; glutaminyl-peptide cyclotransferase activity. The transcript is spliced from 6 exons. Bases 123 to 1172 code for a protein of 349 amino acids. Lineage: Eukaryota; Metazoa; Arthropoda; Insecta; Hymenoptera; Formicidae. The record is from RefSeq and is a predicted model, not a curated record.
UGCGAGCGGUCGUUCUCUAUUCGAUAUUUCGAAUCGAUUUCCAGCGUCAUGAACACAAGACUUAUGUCUUGUAACUUCGGGAUCUGCAGUUGUUGACAGUUGACGCGCACCUGUUAAGAAGGAUGGAUGUGCUCGAGUUGACAUUGUGCGUUCUACUGGCCGUUGUCGCGUCAUCGUGCGCGGACGAGCAGACCAUAUCGGAAAUACCUUUUACAAGGGAAAAAUACUAUCAUGAGCCCAACCGACUGACGGACGAGCAAAUCGCCAAACUGACCGAUCUCACGAACAUCACUCAUCUCAACGAAGUCCUGGACAACAUAUGCGUGGUCAGAAUUGUGGGAACUCCCGAACACGCAAAUGUAAAAAAGUAUAUCAAAAGAUCAAUGAGAGAUCUAGGAUGGACAGUAGAGUCAGAUGUAUUUCAGGCUCAAACGCCUAUAUUUGGCGUACUGAAGUUUGAAAACAUAAUAGCAAAGUUGAAUCCUAAUGCGAAAAGGUACUUAACAUUGGCCUGCCAUUAUGAUUCGCUGUAUACAAGAGAGAGAAACUUUAUCGGAGCCACAGACAGCGCUGUGCCGUGCAGCCAGCUAAUUAACUUAGCUAGCGUUAUGAAAAGAUACUUAUCUAAACAGCAAGAUGUCAGCUUGAUGUUCAUCUUCUUUGACGGGGAAGAAGCAUUUGAGAGAUGGGGACCAAAUGAUUCUAUUUAUGGUGCAAAACAUUUAGCUAAAAAAUGGUAUAAUACAAAGAGUGUUUAUAAAAAUACUAAUAUUUCUGAACUGGAUAAAAUGGACAUGUUGAUGCUUCUUGAUUUACUGGGCGCACCUGACCCGAUCUUUUAUAGUUAUUUCAGAGAUACGGAAAAAUGGUACAAUUUAUUAGUACGCAUUGAAGAGAAAUUAGCGGAUAUGAGAAAGUUGCAGUCCUAUUCGUAUGGCAAACCGGAACAGAGGUAUUUUCGGUCAUAUUCGACUCAUUCGUACAUUGAAGACGAUCACAUUCCCUUUUUAAGAAAAAAUGUGCCUAUUUUACAUAUCAUUCCGAGUCCGUUUCCAUCUUUUUGGCACCAAUCAGGCGACAAUCGGUCCAACAUCGAUCUAGAGACCACGGAAAAUAUUAGUAAGAUACUGAGGAUAUUUGUGGCUGCUUACUUACAUUUAUCGAUUGUCUAAUUCUAAUGCAAAUUCAAGGAGUCUUUCGUGAACAAACGAUCAAAAGAAAAACGCUAAAUAACAAAAAAAUACUAAAAAUUAUCUGAAGUAGCAGUGAGAGAGCAAAGUAUAUUAUAAACAAUUUCAAAUAACGCAAAAGUUGGAAAUGAUAUGUUUUUGAUAUUUUUUUGUUAUUUAGACUGAUGACUCAUUUCGCUGUGCGUAGUUUUCUUAGUGAAAAACGUGAUAACUUUUUGUACAGGUGUAUUAUAUAUAUACAUACUUAUAUUAUACGUAUACAUACAUACAUGUAUAUGUAUAUAUAAAUUGAAUUAUUUAUAUAAAACUAAUUUAUACAAUAUUUUAAAUUAAAAAAAUUAUAUAUUGUAUAUUGCGGAAAUAUCAUAAAAGACAGAAUGGUGCUAUAUUUGUAAAAGUUAUUGUCGAUUUUGAAUAUUAUAAUUGUAUAUAAAUACUCAACAUAUGCUGCA